AUGCCUCGCUCUCCUCCCCGGAUCGGAGACACCACCGGGGCCUGGGAGCUCCACCCCGACCCUGCCUCGCUUCAUUAUGUCUGUGAUGGGGAGGUCCGCUGGGGCAAGAGACGAGGGAAGAAAGGAACCGAAAACGGAGCCUGCGGGCCGCUCACGGGCUGCUCGUCCCAGCCCUCCAUCACUCCUCCAGGCCCGGUGUGCGCCGGUGGGCAGCAACCUCACGGCCGGCACUCACAGCACGUCCCGCCUUAG
Molecule: messenger RNA, 252 nt
Organism: Rangifer tarandus platyrhynchus (Svalbard reindeer)
Lineage: Eukaryota; Metazoa; Chordata; Mammalia; Artiodactyla; Cervidae
Source: the annotation of a GenBank genome assembly